AGACUAUGAGUUAUGUAUGAAUGGCCCAUUAUAGUGGUACGACAACUACUAGUAUACUCAGUAUAUCGUUAUAGAGACCUGUAACAUCUUUGCUUUGCGCCUUCAGGUCUUACGAGGAGCACCUGACUGCAGGAGACAGCGCACUGGCCGAUGGGAAGCUGGACGUGGCAGAAGAGAACUUUGCGUCUGCUCUCAGACUGAUUCACGAUCCUAACAAACCAGAUCGAUGUAAAGAGGCAGACUGCCUGUGCAGACUGGGUGACGUUUACAUCCAUCGUGGUAAGAGAACAAAAGAAGGUAGGAAAUUCACACAGGCAGCAGCUCUGUACAACGCAGCCAUGGCAAGAACAGACAAGAAUAAACAUAGUGUGACAAAAAGAUUGCAGGAGAUAGAGCAAUGGUUUCUCCAGUAUACGGCAAAUGUGCAAAGAAACCACGUUCCUUCUGAUUCGGCCAUGCGUCAAAAGAAGCGAUUAGAAGAGAUGCGCACGAGAGCCAAGUCACAACUAGACGACAUUGAUCAGCAACACAAUCCGUACCAAUACGACGAGGAAGAUCCAGUCAUGAUAGCAGUGGAGGUUGAGAGAGCUGAAGCAGUCAAGGCUUUAUUCAAGAACAUCGCUAGGGAUAGGCAGGAGUUUAUCAAGGACCUUGUUGAUGAAUGCAUCGCCACACUCGGUCCUCCUUCAUGUAAAUACGCUUUUAUCGGACUGGGCUCACAGGCAACAGAACUGGUAACACCGUACUCUGACCUGGAGUUCGCCAUUCUGAUUGAAGACGGAAAGGACAAUGAAGACACACGGCGGUACUUCAUCAACCUCACACACUAUCUGCACAUGAAAGUUAUCAACCUCGAAGAGACCAUUCUUCCGUCAAUGGCCAUCCCGUCACUUAACGAUUUUCCAGAGAAAGACUGGUUCUUUGACUCUGUCACACCGCGUGGAUUUGCCUUCGACGGCUUCAUGCCAUGGGCUAGCAAGACUCCAUUUGGAAGAGACCAGACGAAGACCAAGCCUCCCGUCAGCCUUAUCCAGACCCCUGCCGAAAUGGCAAAGUUUCAGCAGCUAGAGGUUUCUGUCACAGAAGGAUACCACCUAUCCGACAUCCUCAGACGAGUUGUUUUCUUGACAGGAGAAGAGGCCCUCGUGACCGAGUACAUGAAGGAACUCAAACGAAUCAUCACGGAUUAUCUAAUCUCCCGUUCCCAGUCCCGUCUGUGUACAAUGCAAAUGUUGUGGGAGCACUGGGAGCAGCUUUCCACCCUCGAGCCAACCGGACAACUGUUAAAUGUAAAGAAAGACAUAUAUCGUUUUCCGGGUGUAGCCAUUGAAGUACUAGCUUUGUGUUGUCAGAUCACCCUCGCUAGCACGUGGAGUGUGAUAAACAAAUUGAAAGAAACGGACAAGAUCCAUGAAGAUAAUGCCACCCACCUUACAGUACUGACCAGCAUUUCGGCAGAGCUCCGGUUAAGAACAUACUUGCACAGCGGGGGACAACAAGACAGUAUGUCCCCUCUUACCCAGAUGAAAUACCAGUCAAAACCGCAAGAGGUAUCCGACACUACCCUAGGUCUUAUUUCAGUAUUCCAAAUUCCAGACAUACAAGUUCUUUUUAGAUACUACUGCAGGGCAAUCCCUUUAAAGAAGUGUGUACUGGACAGUUUUCGUGACCAAUCGAAAUUCAUUUUGCAAACGAAAAUCUUAGAUGUCUCUCAUGAAUGUAGAGGCCGAAUAUCCAGAAAACUAUUUCUGUAUGGUAGAGCCAAACACCACCUGAAAGCAGCAUUAGCAGAAGCGGGUAGCGACAUGAUCAAACGUUCGGACAUACUUGACGAAUUGGGCACCCUCUGGGCAUUCUUUGAUGAUAGUAAAACAGGAGUUAAGGUCAAUGAAGAGUCACUUAGGAUACGUAAAAGUAUCUAUGGAGACAACACGGCACAUCCAGACAUUGCCAUGUCGCUUAUCAACCUUGGGUCAUCUUGGAGUAAACUCGGUGAUCACAAGAAAGCUAUCAGCUACUACGAACAAUCAUUAAAGAUGCAGAAAACUAUCUAUGGAGAAAACACGGCACACCAAGACAUUGCCGUGUCACUUCAAAACCUUGGAUUGUCUUGGAGUGAACUCGGUGAGUACAAUAAAGAUAUCAGCUACUACCAACAGUCAUUAACUAUGCAGAAAACUGGCUAUGGAGACAACACGGCACAUCCGGGUAUUGCCACGACACUACAUAGCCUUGGGUCAUCUUGGAGUAAACUAGGUGAUUACAAGAAAGCUAUCAGCUGCUACAAACAGUCAUUAACUAUGCAGAAAACUAUCUAUGGAGACAACACGGCACAUCCGGACAUUGCCGCGUCAUUUCAAAACCUUGGAUCAUCUUGGGGUGAGCUCGGUGAUUACAGAAAAUCCAUCAGCUGCUACGAACAGUCGUUAAUGAUGCAGAAAACUAUCUAUGGAGACAACACGGCACAUCCAACCAUUGCCACGUCAUUAAACGGCCUUGGAUUGUCUUGGAGUAACCUUGGUGAUUACAAGAAAGCUAUCAGCUGCUACAAACAGUCAUUAAAGAUGACGAAAUCUAUCUAUGGAGACAACACGGCACAUCCGGACAUUGUCGCGUUGCUUAUCAACCUUGGAUCAUCUUGGAGUAAACUCAGUGAUCAUAGAAAAGCUAUUAGUUACUACGAACAUUCAUUAAAGAUGCAGACCACUAUCUAUGGAGACAAAACGGCACAUCCGCACAUUGCCAAGUCACUGCACAACCUUGGAUUUUCUUGGAGUGAACUCGGUGAACACAGGAAAGCUAUCAGCUACUACAAACAGUCAUUAACUAUUCAGAAAACUAUCUAUGGACAAAACACGGCACAUCCUGACGUUGCCGCGUCAUUGAACAGCAUUGGAUCAUCUUGGAGUUGUCUUGGUGAUCACAGAAAGGCUAUCAGCUACAAAGAACAGUCUUUAGCGAUAAACAAAACUAUCUAUGGACAGAACAAUGCACAUCCGCACAUUGCGGCGGUACUAAACGGCCUUGGUUGGUCUUGGAUGGAAAUCGGGGAUUACAAGAAAGCUAUCAGCUACUGCAAACAGUCACUAUCGAUGAGGAAAACUAUCUAUGGAGACAACACGGCACACCCAGACAUUGCCGCGUCGCUUAUCAACAUUGGAUCAUCUUGGAGUCGCCUCGGUGAUCACAAUAAAGCUAUCACUUACUACGAAAAGUCAUUAGCGAUGCAGAAAACUAUCUAUGGAGACAACACGGCACAUCCAACCAUUGCUGGGUCACUAAACAACAUUGGAUCAUCUUUGAGUGAACUCGGCGACCACUUGAAAGCUAUCGACUACUACGAACAGUCAUUAGCGAUGAGGAAAACUAUCUAUGGUGACAACACAAUGCAUCCGGAUAUCGCAGCGUCGCUAAACAGCCUGGGAAUAUCUUGGCGUGAACUCGGUGAUUACAAGAAAGCAAUCAGCUACUUCGAACAAUUAAUAAAUGUAUGAGAAAAACUAUCUAUGGACACAACACGCCACAUCCGGACAAUGCCCUAAAUCAACACUUUACUGCUUUAAACUAGCAUGGACCAACAUUGGUGAUCAUAACUUAAGAGAGCGAUGGAGUACAGGCAGCAAUAACAAAAUACGCAGAUGGCUUUUCAUGAUUCUAAAUCAAAUUUUAAAAGAUGGGCUGUGAAUGAGAUUAUUACUUCUCUAGUGGUGAAAAUUGAAUAAAUUGUGACAUAUCACUUAUAUUUUAGUUAUGCAUUACGACCAAGCACUAAAUUAAACAUUACCAUGGAUAUGAAUGUUUACUCGAUACCCCAGAUAUUGUUUGUGCUACUUAACAGGGGUGUAAAUUUCAUGUAUAACAAAAAGGAAAGAUGCAAGUAUAGAUAUAUGUUGGUUAUUAGUACUAUAUUUCCUUUCUAUGGCACAACCCUGCUGUCGUCUCACAAAUGCCUGAGCAUGCGACAACGAAUCCUGUUAUAUGAUACAGAUGUAAUUAUUUCACUUUCCGUGCUAAUGAUACCUAUGUAUAAAACAAUGACAUUGACAAAGUAUCAUUGGAGAUAUCUAUUUAUUUAUUUAUUCGUUCGGCUGAAAUGACAGUCAGCCAAGGUCGCCAAACUAGCCGUGGUGAACCAAAAUUGUAUUUCCACACUUCCAUUUGUAAGUUUAGAUGUUGCCUUUUAUCUCUGUGCUGCGUGUACGAUAAAAUGCUAUGCAUGUGAAACUAUUCUUCCGUCGUGUCUGUUAUCGUUAUUACUGUUACUGAGGGAUGUCUUACCGUAAAAAAUGCAGAAGGCUGACUUUGACAGUGGUGUGGUUAUAAUCAAAUGUGAUAAUUAAUUCCAAGUGGCUGGUUUUACGACUUCCGUUUGAUUAAUAUUAUUUUCAGAUAAUGAAUCGAUCUUGCCUUGUACUGGUACUGUUUCUGUGACUAAAAACAUCCAAGAAGUGCUAGUGAGUGUCACCUACACAAUAAAGUGCAAUUAACUUCA
Molecule: messenger RNA, 4492 nt
Organism: Branchiostoma floridae (Florida lancelet)
Lineage: Eukaryota; Metazoa; Chordata; Leptocardii; Amphioxiformes; Branchiostomatidae
Product: tetratricopeptide repeat protein 28-like
Exons: 2
Coding region: 339-3494 (1051 amino acids)
Molecular function (GO): protein binding; [protein-PII] uridylyltransferase activity
Source: RefSeq, a predicted model, not a curated record